UUUAUAUUACUCGAUGUACUGAAGACAGCGGAAUUGGAUGCUGCUCCUUCUCACGACUGGUUCACAAAAGAGAUGGUUUCUUCUACAUCGCACUCUCUUCCCAACGCCUACUCCUCAGGAGAGCUGCUCUCUUCUUCCACCACUUCAGCCUCCAUUUCGCCAAAAUCUUCAUCGACAUCUUCUCAUAAUUUUGAUGCUCUCCAUCUCUUCAAAAGGGUGGCUACUAAGACGGCUUCAGACCCAAUUUCCUCAUACAGUCUUCGUGUGGCCUAUCGUUUCACCUGUCGGCCCAACUACUUCGGCCAGCAUUGUCAUCUGUUUUGCCGAUCGGAACAGAGCCAGCUCGGCCACUACGACUGCCAUCCGACGACAGGAGCCAAGAUAUGUCUACAGGGAUGGACUGGGGAGGCAUGUCGGGAAGGUGUGUUCGUUUGCUUCACUCCAAUCCGUACUUUUCUCCACGUAUUCACAUCAACUUUCCACCAUUUAACAGCCCCAAAUCAGGGUUUUAAAAGGCGAUAUGAAAACCGAGUGCAGGUUUGUUCACGAUACAUUCGAGUGAAGCCGCAAUAUAAAAUUUUUAGCAAUCUUAUCUCUCCUCAUCGUUCGAUCCCCAUCUCAAAAGGAAAUCGAACAACUGUGUGUUUGUGUACUCACGGACCCACGGUCCGAGUCCCGAUGGAGCGAGCUCGAACAUGGAUUUAA
Protopolystoma xenopodis is the source of this 705-nucleotide messenger RNA. NCBI's taxonomy places the organism in Eukaryota, Metazoa, Platyhelminthes, Monogenea, Polystomatidea, Polystomatidae. The record is from the annotation of a GenBank genome assembly.